This is a messenger RNA of Rotaria sordida, 2022 nucleotides long. The record is from the annotation of a GenBank genome assembly. NCBI's taxonomy places the organism in Eukaryota, Metazoa, Rotifera, Eurotatoria, Philodinida, Philodinidae.
AUGCUUGAUCAAAAUUCUGAUUCUACAGAGUCAAGUGACUUUUUCAAUGGACAUCCAUUUAAUGACGCGUCUGUUAUUCUACAACCAGCCAAUUCAUUAAACGUACAGUUAUCCACCGGUUCAAAAGCAUGGCGCGGUCCUAUUCGGUUUCAUCCAUUACAUUGUUUGAGUGAAUGCAUGGAUUUCAUAGCUAAAAAUGGUUGUAUUGAAAACUCAUAUGCUAUUGAAAUGCGAUGCACGUUGGACAUAAUAUCAGCUAAUAUGACACAGCAACAAUUACCAUGUUUGCUAGAUGGUUAUGCUGACCUAUUUCAGAUUAUCUUCAAAGUCAUUCCGUUUAAUGAUAAUUCGGUCGGUGAUGAUAACCAAAUAAGUACAUUUGUUGGUGUUUCAGUCAACGGCGAGCAAUCAAAGUAUCAAAAUUUUGCUUGCAUAAUGUAUUGUUGCAGACAAAACUUAUUUGUACCACUUUAUGUCACUGCUACUGAUGGUUCUUUAAAAACUUGUUUUUCAAUGAAUGAUGAAAGCAUCAUCAGAGACAUUAGUAACUUUUUAAAAGAAUGGAAUGAUACAACAUGUGCAGGUUUAACAUACGAAAUUGGCAACAUUAAUGGUAACAAUCACAAUAUGACAAAUACUCAAAAUUCUCAUAGUAUGAAUAACUUUGAUGUUCAAAUUUCUUCAGAAUCAACUUCUGAAAACGAUACUAUAAUACCGGCUAGUGCAGCAAUUGAAAAUCAUCUUCAACUUGCUUCACAAUCCAUUAUGAAAUUGAAUAAUAAACUCAAUAGUAUUCCAAUUAAGAUGGAAAUAAACUAUCCAACAUCGACUGAUUUUGAUCGAUUGUCUGAAAACGAUUUAAUCAAAAUAAUAGAAAAUGAAUUUAAUUCAAUCUUGCAAAUUGCUCGAAUUGCUAUGAAUCCUGUUCAUGUGGAAGAAGUUUCAUCAAUGGAAACCGACAACAAGGAAUGCUUUACAGUAUCGAAGAAUAAGAAUAACACUCAACGCCGAAAAAGAAUUCGUACCUCUCAAUCUUCAUCAAAUAAUUUGAAAUGCUUAGCAACAAUAGUGAAUACUCCAAGUGUUAACAACAUAUUAUCACAAUAUGCUGCUCCAAAAGUUUUAAUAGAACCAAAUCGUUAUCAACAUGUUCGUAUGUUCAGUGAUCUAGAAGCAGGUGUUUGUCCUCUAAUACAAGCAGGUGAUGAAGAUGCUGGACAACGAACUUAUGUUGAAAUUCAGGUACCAAAGGAUGGUAAACCUGAACUUUAUGCUCGUGUUAGAGCUGUUACAGUGAACAAUGAUAAGCAUCACUUUAAAACGGUCGUUCGAAAAAAUCCACCUAUUGAUACAUCAUCGAUUGGCUGUGCUGGUGAACGAGGCUGUUUAAAAUUUGAUAAGGAUGAUUUCGAUCAAGAAUUUGAAUAUACAUAUCUUCCAAUUAGUCCCGAUGAACACAAAGAUGGCAAAAAAGAAAUAUUAGUUCAUCUGAUUACUUGGAAACGACAAGGAUCUCAAGAACAGAAAUUGUUCAAAAAUCAGAAUCUUAGUCUAUGUAAACUUGAAUUUGGUUUAUGUGUUCGACAUGGUCCCGGUGAUUAUAAGCUUGUCUCGACAGUUUCUUAUUCAUCAAUUAUUGAAGAUGGUCAUGGUCCUGUUAGUAUUAAUUCAGAUGUCGUUCAACCACAAAACCUAUGUGCAAUGGGUGGUCAGAUAAUUGAAUUGCCAUUAAGUGUUGAUUGUCCUAAGAGAGAUUUUUCUAUUUCAUGUAACGGUGAGAAACUAGAUGGAAAAAAAUUCAAAAUAGAAAAAAAACAUUUAUUUAUUAUCCCACCACGAAAAGCACAAACUGAUCAGCGUCUUCGUCUGAUCAUCUUACGAAAGGAAUAUGACGAAGAAAAAGAAGUAACAAUGGAAAAAAAACUCUAUGAUCAUAUUUUUGAAUAUGUAUCUCAUGAUGAACAAGGACCGCACGUCUGCUGUCGACAAAACUUUGUUGGACAUAAAAUUCCAACUUCAUGA